AUGGCCGUAUUUCUGUCAAAUGGGGAGGCAUCACACCUUCGCACAGAGGGGCGUCGCAGUGGCCGCUCACGUGCAGAUGGCCAUCAUCAUCUGCAAAUCGCCAGUGAUCCGCCCGUCAGAAGUGCUGUAGACGCUCUGGAUUGUGUCUCAGGAGAGUCUGAGAAGGCCCUUAAAAGGAAUACACGGAUGAAUUCUGAAACAGGAAAUGUCGAGAUGAUGGAUGCAAACGCGCUUGUGACCGGGGAAGCACGAGAGCUUCGAGAUGAGGCGACGCUCCAUGAGCAGCGUGCACAAGAACUUGAAGGCAUCAAGAGAGCGCAAAAGAGUCGGCACAUUUCAAACAUGAAAGACAUCCAAGCGAGCAAAGCAGUGCGACUUCAACAACAGAGCAGCAGACACAAGUCUCGUGAUGAGGUUUCGGCGUUGAUACAAUAUCCUCUCUUGGGCUUUACCUUGCCCUCGUCAAUCAACCCUAUUGAAUAUUUAGCGAGAUACAGCACAACGACUGCUGCGUCUCCCAGUGCUGCCUCUAAAGCUGGACCAGUUGGAGCUCUGGCUUCGGGCAGCGACCGGGGGAAAGCUGCAGGAGGGAACAAUCGUCAGCUGCUACGAGACCGCAUUGAAAUUUUUGGCGAUGAAGCCGCUCUCGAGGAAGUGGAGAAAAAGAAAAAAAAGACGAAAGCAGCAAAAAAAAAACAUUCCAAGGGAUCCAGCCACGAACAGUGCAAAGGCGAAUGCGGUGUCGAGGAAAAGCUGGAAGACCAAAAAGCAGAGCAGCAAGUGGAGGAGGAGGAGACUAGUGGUCCAGUUAAGGCUCUUCACGAUGUUGAACGUGCAAUAGCCUCUCCGUUCAGCGGCGAUGAUGCAACGGCAGUCUUUAGCGACUCCUCUGAAGACGUGGAUAUUUCAGGGGACAACUUUGAGGGUAUCAUGGAAGACCCAGAUGAAGAUGGAGAAGCCUCAUCUAAUGAAGCCUUUUCCUCUACUAAAGCACAAAACGACGAUGACGAGGACGGAGAGGAGGGAUCUUCCGGCUCCGCCGGAUUCAGCAGCAAGAACCAUGCACCUGCAAAAGCUGUCAAGGAGAAAAUGGGUAACUCUGAGGAGGGGGAGGACGAAGGCGGCGAAAAUCAACAGGAAGAGGAAGAAGCAGCACGGAAGAAGGCGGCGUCACACCACAAGGAGAAGGAGGCAGAACAAGCCAAAGACCUGCAGCAGCAUCAGGGAAUGCACCAACAGCAGUCCUUUUAUCACGUCAAGCCACUCCGCGGACAAACACGCACGCGGCUCUCCGACCCGUAUCACAGUAGCGACAUCCAUGCAGCAAUUGAGACGGCUCGGUUGCGUUUCGCUGCAGCAAGGAAGGCAGCAGCAUCUACUAGCUCGGCCGACGAGGAGGACUUCGAAGAAGAGCCGGGCACGUCUGAGUCAACCGAUGAGGAAGAACAGCAGACCUCGGACCUUGCAAGGUCCCGAAAUACUAGAGAAAGGAGGAGUCGGCAAGAGGCACUUGCCACAGAGGAACUAGAGGCCGAAGAAGAAAUCUUGGCAGCAGAGAAAGAAGCAGCACGAACACAAGCCUCACUUGAGGACGAGCACAAACUCCUCGAAGCCGCUGAAGAGGUGCAGCAGGCACAAACUGGACUCAAAGCAUGUGCACAAGGGUCUUUCCUCAGCUGUCGGCAAGCUCAAAGACGACGCCCUCAGCGAGAACCUGAUGGAAGGGGUACUUCCCCAUAA
Molecule: messenger RNA, 1740 nt
Organism: Eimeria mitis
Lineage: Eukaryota; Apicomplexa; Conoidasida; Eucoccidiorida; Eimeriidae
Exons: 4
Coding region: 1-1740 (579 amino acids)
Source: RefSeq, a predicted model, not a curated record